GCGCUGCUCGUGCGCGUCUCGGCGCGAGUGUUUGUUAGUAAACUCAGCGCUGAGCUCGAGCAAACUCAGGAAACUUCAGUCGCAGGAACGAAACGCGAAAUGUGGCGAACACUGAGCGGCUUGAAGGCGUCUGUGAGGCGGCACUGGAGGAGGAGAGUCCCGCGGGAGCGCGCCCGGAGCUUCGCCACCGACCCGCGUGAGGCCUCCGCUGGUGUUCUGGCGAGGCGUCUGCAGGACAGUGCUGAUACGCUGGUGAUCGGUGGCGGGUGUGUGGGCGUCAGUGUAGCGUAUCACCUGGCCAAAGCCGGACAGAAGGACGUGGUGCUGCUGGAGAAAUCUGAGCUGACGGCCGGAUCCACAUGGCACGCGGCGGGACUCACCACAUAUUAUCAUCCAGGCAUUAACCUGAAGAAGAUUCAUUACUACAGUAUUAAACUCUUCGAGCAGCUGGAGGCCGAGACGGGACAGGCUGUGGGUUUCCAUCAGCCGGGCAGCAUCAGACUGGCAUCUACUCCUGUCCGUGUGGAUGAGCUGAAAUAUCAGAUGAGCAGAACCCGCUGGCACCCCACGCCACAGUUCCUGAUCGAGCCCGAGAGGAUCCAGCAGCUCUUCCCUCUGCUCAACAUGGACAAGGUGUUGGCGGGUCUCUAUAAUCCAGGUGAUGGUCACAUUGACCCGUACUCUCUGACGAUGGCCCUGGCGGCUGGAGCACGCAUGUAUGGCGCUCAGAUCUACUGUCCUGCUGCGGUCACAGGCCUCACACCCACCGAGGAUGGCAGAUGGGACGUCCAGACGCCACACGGCACCAUACGAGCCAAUCGCAUAGUCAAUGCCACAGGGUUCUGGGCGCGUGAGCUGGGUCAGAUGUUGGGUUUCCCGCAUCCCACCGUGCCCGUGCAUCAUCAGUAUGUGGUGACGGGCAGCGUGCCGGAGGUGCAGGCGCUGCAGACGGAGCUGCCGGUGAUCCGGGAUCUGGAGGGUUCUUAUUACCUGCGGCAGGAGCGGGACGGCCUACUGUUCGGCCCCUACGAGAGAGAGGAGAAGAUGAAGCUGCAGGACAGCUGGAUCACUGACGGGGUCCCUGCAGGCUUCGGGAAGGAGCUGUUUGAGUCAGAUCUGGACCGUAUCAUGGAUCAUGUGGAGAUGGCGAUGGAGAUGGUGCCAGUGCUGAAGAACGCUGACAUCAUCAACAUCGUGUCAGGCCCGAUCACAUACACACCUGAUCUCCUGCCCAUGAUCGGCCCACAUCAGGGCGCACGCAACUACUGGACAGCCAUUGGAUUCGGGUAUGGGAUCAUCCACUCUGGCGGCGUGGGAAGGUUUCUGAGCGACUGGAUCAUUAAUGGUGAACCACCGUAUGACCUGAUCGAGUGCGACCCGAACCGCUACGGCCACUGGACCACCGUCCCGUACGUCUGCGCCAAAGCCAGAGAGUCGUACGGCUUCAACAAUGUGGUGGGUUUCCCCAAAGAGGAGCGUUUCGCGGGCCGGCCCACUGUGCGGGUCAGCGGUGUGUAUGAGCUGCUGAAACACCGAUGCUCCAUGGGCUUCCACAGCGGCUGGGAGCAGCCACACUACUUCCACAAACCUGGAGACCACACUGGAUACAGACCCAGCUUCAGGAGGACGAACUGGUUUGCUCCGGUGGGCCGCGAGUGUGCGCAGGUGAUGCAGGCGGUGGGAGUGAUCGACCUUUCACCUUUCGGGAAGAUGAAGGUGACCGGAGCCGACUCAGAGAGACUGCUGGACCGCCUGCUGGCCAACACACUGCCCAAGCCAAGAGGACGAGUGUAUGCAGAGCUGACCGUCACACACACACAACCUGGAGAGUUCCUGCUCAUCACUGGGUCUGGGUCAGAGCUGCACGACCUGAGGUGGAUCGAGCGUGAGGCGGCUGACGGUGGUUAUGAUGUGUGUGUGACGAACGUGACGGAUGAGAUCGGUGUUUUGGGCAUCGCUGGACCCAAAUCACGGACGGUUCUGCAGAAGCUGACCAGUGCAGACCUGAGCGAGUCCAGCUUCAGAUUCCUGCAGUGCAGAACCAUCGAGCUCGGCUGGGAGCUCUACAUGGACAUGAGGAACAUGUCUGCAGUCUAUCAGGCUCUGAUGGAAGCGGGACGAGAUGAAAACAUUGAUGACUUCGGCACAUACGCCAUGAACUCUCUGAGGCUGGAGAAGGGCUUCAGGGCCUGGGGAGCAGAGAUGAACUGCGACACCAACCCUUUAGAAGCCGGUUUGGACUAUUUUAUCAAACUCAAUAAGCCUGCAGAUUUCAUCGGUAAACAGGCUCUGCUGGAGAUCAAGGCUCAGGGUUUAAGUCGACGACUGGCGUUCCUGACCCUCAACACAGAUGACAUCGACCCCGAGGGAAACGAGAGCGUCUGGCACAACGGGGAGGUUGUGGGAAACACGACGUCGGGCUCGUACAGUUACAGCACUCAUCAGAGCGUGGCGUUUGCGUAUCUGCCUGUGGGACUCACCCAGUUGGGUCAGAAGGUGGAGGUGGAGCUGUUGGGUCAGAAAUACAGCGCUACAGUCACCAAAGAGCCACUGAUCCUCACCGAACCGGCCCGAACACGCCUCCAGAAGAAGAAGAGCGGCGUCUAGACAUCAGCUCAGUGGAAACACAUCCAGUGACACACAACACUGCACAAUAACACACACACACACACACACACACACAACCCUGAAUGUGUCUGGACUCUGGAGAUGGAAGUGCAAAUGCUAUUAUUGUUAAUGUUAAAAGUCCCAUGAAGUGCUUUGAAAUAUCUGAGUUAUUCUGUGUUUGACGUAAUCUCAGCUGAAAUAUGAAGAGAGGGCGGGACAUAUAGUAGCUCCGCCCCCUUUUACGAAAAAUCUGCCAACAGUGUUUGUUUUUCCUCACAGCUGCCAGUGAGAGUGGUUAAGUGCAAUCACUUCAAAAAAUCAGCCAAUAAAGAGAAGGGGGCGGGGCAUGUCAAGCACAAGAGAGCACUUGAUUGGUCAGAGGAUUUGAUGAGAAGCUGGAGUAUGAGGAGACGACAGAAAAUCAUUGAUCCAUUAAGGUGAAAGGGACAAACUGCACACUGUAGAGGUUUAUAUCAGGUUUAUAUCUUCUACAUGUGAAUUUGAUCAGUUUUGGAGACACUAGAUUAGAGAUUAAGACUAACAUACUGAUACUAACACCUAAAGAACAUUCAUUUCAUUUCACUGCACUUUUAAAGGGUCAGUUCACCCAAAAAUCUAAAUUCUGUCAUCAUUUACUCAUCCUUUACUUGUUUAAAAGCUUUAUGUGUUUCUUUAUUUUGUUGAGCUCAAAAGAAGAUAACCAUUGACUUCCAUAGUAGGAAAAACUAAUACUCUGGAAUUCAAUGGUUACAGGACUGCAAUAUUAUUCAAAUGAUCUUUCUCUGUGAUCUAAACAGUGAGGAAAUUGUAAUUUUUGGGUGAACUGACCCUUUAAGCUGGAUUGCGUUAGCUUUAUUAGGUUUUGCUGCUGCUCCAAUGUUUUGUCUUUAUGUGCAGUUGUGAAUUAUUUCCAGUCUUUUCAAUCACUGAGUGUCUUUGUAUGGGAUCAGAUCAACUCAUGAGUCUUAAAAACAGCCAGAGAAGAACACAAUCUCACUAUCACAGAUUAUUGAUUAUUAAUAAAGAUUAUUUCUGUA
Danio rerio (zebrafish) is the source of this 3644-nucleotide messenger RNA. The record is from RefSeq and is a predicted model, not a curated record. Lineage: Eukaryota; Metazoa; Chordata; Actinopteri; Cypriniformes; Danionidae.